Messenger RNA from Suillus clintonianus, 447 nucleotides. RefSeq lists its product as uncharacterized. The record is from RefSeq and is a predicted model, not a curated record. The annotation marks the transcript as partial. NCBI's taxonomy places the organism in Eukaryota, Fungi, Basidiomycota, Agaricomycetes, Boletales, Suillaceae. The transcript has a single exon.
UUCAAGUUGACUGGUACGGCUCAUGGACUCAUCUCUGGCAUGUAUGUUUCAUUCUCUUCUCUACGUCAUCAUCGAUUUUUUAUCUCCUUUACUGGUACGAGACAGACAUUGGACUCAUUCACUCUCAUCACGGACUUAUCUCUGGCACGCAUUUUUAUUCCUCUCAUUUCCUCCUCGAUAUUGUGACCUUCGAUUUGUUUUCUCCUUUUCUGAUACGAGACGGACAACGGGACUCGUUUUCAUUAUGGACUCAUCUCUGGCGUGUACGUUCAUUCUCUACAUCAUCUUCUUUGAUUUUUUCCUUGACUGGUACGAGACAAUAUCGGACUCAUUCAGUUUCAUCACGAACUCAUCUAUCUGUGCAUGUGGUAUAGAUCUUUCAUUCUUUCAAUCUUUUUAUCUACACGGUAGCCUUGUUCGAUUUGUUUCCCCCUUUUCUCAUAUGAC